This is a messenger RNA of Acromyrmex echinatior (Panamanian leafcutter ant), 5189 nucleotides long. RefSeq lists its product as uncharacterized. The record is from RefSeq and is a predicted model, not a curated record. Gene Ontology annotation, molecular function: protein binding. NCBI's taxonomy places the organism in Eukaryota, Metazoa, Arthropoda, Insecta, Hymenoptera, Formicidae.
GUGUCGAUAUUUCGUUCUCUCGACAAGGAUCAUUGAAAGUGCGACGUUUCUCGAAGAAAACCGAUUGGAUACUCGGAAGUGAAAGCUGCAGAUUUAGAAAUGUUAAUAUUCAGUUGAAUAUCUAGCGUGAAAGGAAGAUUAAUCGGGAGAAGAAGAAUCGGGAUAAAGUAAUCCGAAGAUUCAGGAAUAAUAAUUUGAACUGAUGAAGGAUUGAAUUACAAGUAGAUUUGUAGGACGUCAGUUUAAUUUCAUGUGCCGUAUGUUGACUGACGGAAUUGCAUCGAGAUCGAUGAAUAAGAAAGAAAAUUGGACGUUAACGGAUUUGAUUCGGAAGAAUAAGUGAAUAGUUGAAUUCAUUGAUUGAUUUUUGUUAUAGUUAUACGCGCGAGAUUUGUGUAUGCCGAUCGGAGAAAUUUCGAUCAAGUGAUUGAGAGAAUUUGAAUGAUAGAUAGUUUAAUGAGAAAGAAAAUUUGCAGUUAAAUUAAUGAACGUAAAAAAUCUAGGCAUUCUUUGAAGUUGCAUUAUCGCGGCAAACAAAGUACGUUUUAUUGUGAAGCGCCGGAAGUCUCGGGGAGCAGCAAAUAACAUCGUCGAGUAAUCAAGGCAGCGGUUGAAUAAAUUGGAUCGGGGAUAUUACAAGAACCGUCGAGAGAGAAAAAGGGUGGAAGAAAAAGGAUGCAUAAGGAAAGUCGCCAUUAAGCUAUGGCAAAGAAAAAGCUUUCUCUCCGUGAAAAAUAAGGGAAACGAUAAAUUGGCGAGAGACAUUAUACAUUAACUCCCAUUUUGGAAAUGGUGCACGAAUUUCAAAGUGUCGUAUUUCUGAUAAAUUAUUUGGAGUUUUAUCUGGAAAUUCAGAGAAAACGAUCGACGUCGUUCUGUAAUUUUCUUUUCGAAGCAAAUACACUGAAAAUUUCGGUUCGUCAGCGCGAACUUUUUUGUGGAAUACAUAAAACUCACCGAACGAGGAAAGUUAUUUCAUAGUCGACUUCAAAUGCGUUCUCUUUUCGUGCGCAACCGCAUGAAAAAUAGAGGAGUUUUCGCUGCGUCGAACAAUAAGCAUUUUCGCGUGAAAGUGACAAGAUGAUGACGGCCUUUGAAAAGAAAAAAAAAAGAUCCAUGUGAUUUUCAUGGGUGAGACAAAAGGUUGUCUGUGAAACGGAAGUCCCUCGUGUAGAAGAAUGCUAAUUAACCCAAUUCCUCCCAAAGUUGCGUUAACCAACUAGCAUACAUUUUAAUUCAUUAUGUUAUCAUCCUUCGUUUCCUUAAUUAAAGUGAAAUCAUUGUCUCAAUUACAAAAAAGGCGGGACCAUAAAUAUAAAUUAGUGUACCUUAACGAGUAAAGCGGUCACCUUGCGGAGAAAUUAGCGAAACUAAUUUGAGAUAAACUGCUGCAACGUCUUAAUGGAGGAGAACUAAUGAACUUUGUAAUCUUGUAAAAUGCUCGUCGGGACAGCUGGCAGUCUGUCAUCGCCGGGACUCCUUCUCGUGUAAAAUAAAGAAUUUGCUGAUGUGCGACGAAAAGACUUUCAAUUUGUACAAGAAAUUGCGUCUUGGGUGGUCCCCAAACUUAAGUCGUCGUCAGUAUAACAUCUUUUCUCGUAAUCAGGACGGUAUAUUUUUGUUAUGAUAUGUCAGUUUAAAUCUUAAAUCACAGAUUGACGAUUAUAGUAAUUGGUCUCAACUGUGGGUUGGAGGAUUUCAUCUAAGAAUAUGCAUUAUCCGAAGCCACACGCAUUGAGUUGAACAGACCCGGGGUCUGUCAUUGUCGAUAACUCGUUCGCUAGGGUGACCAUCGAGGGUGAAAACAGGGGACUCGAAGUACAUUUGUGAAAGUAUUCGUUAGAGAUGGUCAGCCAACACGCGAUGGCCACUACCGUCCGUAAAGUUAAGCAGGAGAAUCGUCUCAGGCGGCAGAAUCAAAGCCAAGAUGAAGAGGGGCUUUACAAACCAGUGCCACCACCGAAACCGGUGUCGAAUAAUCAGAAAAAUCGAUCGGUAGCCGAGAGGCCGUCAUUGCGAACGACUUCCGGUCCGGAAAGGACCAACGUCGCAGAGGACGGGCAGGUUCGAAGCGCAGCCGGGCAGCCCUUUGCACCGGAAUACAGGAUGCCACCCUUGUACGGGGAGGAGCAGAGUUCGGGUCAGGCUCAACAGGCGGCCAGUUUGCAGACUCACAGCAGCAAGUUCCCGGUAAGUAUAACUAUUUUGUGAGCAAACGGUAAUUAUUGUCAUUCUAAGAUCCCUAUUCUUCACGAGUACAAGCAGAGGACCGCCGGAAGAGUCGCCAUCGCGCCGGAUGCGCCAAUCAAGCAACAGGCCUGGGUUCAAGAAGGAACUCAGAUGCAGGAAGUAAGGCAGGACGGCCAAGCGAGAAACUAUCAGUCACAGGACGCCUACUCAUCGUCUAGUGGAGCGGUACCGAGGACGACAAAGAUUGACGAGGAAAAGACAAAGUCACUCUCCAGAACUUAUCACACGAUUAAGGACAUGAUUUCGAGUCGUUUCGGACCUAGUCGCAAAGACGUCGAGGCGGAACCGGAAGCCAGUCUGAACAACGUCACGGAGGAGCUGCGAAAGUCGAGCAGGAGCAUCGACGAUGAUGAGACUAGGAAGAAGGAAGGGAUUUACGGAAAACCUCGCGCACAGGAACCGUCGGUUAAUGUGCAACAAUAUUCAAAGAAUGCUUACGGUCAGUAUGGUCACUCAUACGGUUAUCAAAGCAAUCAGCAAAAUGUACCUCUACCAGGCCAACUGCAGCCGACCGCGACUAUUCAGCCGAAUUUACCAGGGCAAAGCGCUCAGCUUCACGUAACCCACCAUACUCCACCAGGAGGAAUUCAAACAGUUCAUCAAACUCAAGUUCCUGCUUUUGGCCAAACCGCGACAGGUGCGCAGCAGGUGCAAAAUGUUACGAGGGAGUACAUGGUUCAGACAUCGGGUGGUAUGACCGGACAAAUACAUCAAGGAAUCCAUCAGAAUCCCACGCAAGCACAGGGGCAAGGCACGCAAGUGCAAAAACCGCACGGUCUAUCCGUGCAACAGCAUCAAGUGAGCAAUACGAUGCCGACGACAAGUCCAAGCUUCCAGAGUCCUCAGCAGUUGCUUCAUCAGAAUCAGAACCAUCACCAGAGUCCGCGGUUCGCACAGCAGCACGCUCAGAACAUGCAUCAGCGUCAGCAAUUAAUCCAGCAGAUGCACCAGCAAAUGGUCGGCCAGCAGAGCUCGCAAACUACAAGUGCGCGAAAUAUGCAGCAGUCAUAUUUUCCCAAUAGCGUCUCUUAUCAGCAGUAUCAGCAGGCGCGACAGGCGAUGUCGAGGUCGCAGAUCGAUCUUCCGAGCACGUCAAGACAAGCGCAAGAGCUCCGAGUAUCAGGCCAAGAGGUUUACUACCAUUAUGCUCAAGGAAGACCUCGUUAUGGUGUUCCUCAGGUGUACAUGAAGACAGAGAGUAAUCAGGAAACGGAAUUUCAGAGGCGAAACUCUGCAAAGGGUAUCGAGAAAGCAGCUUCACAGCCGCAACUUUGUUAUGAAGACGAACGGAAUACCGAGGUUUCGAAGAAUCCCGGAGAGAAUAUGAAGAAUUUAACAGUAGAUCCGUUGGAUAAGGAGAGAUAUGAGAUUACGGUGGAAGAUCGAAGUCAGUGUGAGUCCGGAAGAAAUGGAUUACAAAGGAAUGAGGAGUAUCGACCAGAAACUAGCUUUGGGAUUCGAAGAGACGAGACACGAACAUCAAAGAGAGAGCAAGAACAAGGAUCGGGUCAAGAGGGAGGUCAGAAUUCGAUAGAGGGAAAUUCUGUGCAAAAGAGGAUUGAAGAGUUGCAGAAGAGAACGGAGCAGGAGAGUCAUUUAAACUCCAAGCCACCGAAGGAUGAUGCGGACGGCUUAAGGGUCGGUCUAGCUACGAAAAUGAUCGGCGAGACAUCGAAAAGGCUCGAUAGUGGACAAUAUAGCGGGAAGGAGUCCGUUGUGAAAUCAGAUAGGAAAGACGAUCUGGAGCAGGGUAUCGGCCGAUUGAAGAUCCAGAAUCAAGGUUCAGGCUCGGAUUACGACAAAGCCGGCCAGAGUUCUUCGAAUGUCGAUUCAGGAAGGGGCUCCGCAGUCUAUUCGAGCGGAAGACGUCCGCCGCCCGAUGAUCAAACUUUAGCGCAAGCACAAGAUUCUGAAUGGGUGGAUAUAGUGGAAUCAGAGCUGAGGAGUAUUUUGGAGCCCAGGGAUGUUCCAGCCAUGGCGCACUCCACUCUGUCCGAAAGUGUAUCCUCGGUAACGCCGCCUCUGCCACCAUUGUCACCCCAUGACAGCCCACGUACGCCGAGAAAUCGAUACUCAACGAGUUUACCGUAUGGAUCAAAACCAAAUUAUAACGAUUAUAGCAAGGCUAUGGAAAAGAGAGGUUUCCCGAGCAGCACAAAACAUCGUGGCGCUUCGACGUCUAAAAAGGAAGCUGCGAAAAAGUUUUCUCAUCUUUUUGGAGUAGAAGCUGCUGACUUAACAUCCACCACAACAGGACUUGAUUUAGAUUCCAUGUUAGACAGAAGCGAUUCUGAUCUCAGUACCACUGAUGCAAGGACAAUUAGGAAACAGUUGGAAGGAUUAGAAAAUAUGUACAGUGAAGUACUUAAAUUAUUAGGCGGGAGCGUGAAAAAAAGACGGAAGGCGAGAGGGCUUACUAGCUAUGGUUCAGUUUCGUCGUUACCGACAUCCUCUGUCUCAUCAAGACCUGUCACGAGGCAUCACGACAAACGUAGAUCUCAUGUGAUUGAUGAUAGAAUGAAGAAAGCCAAAGAUAUUAAGAGCAUCAACAAGCGUUUUCAGCGACUAGAGUCGCACGUGGUGACACUAGCAAGAUCAGUGGCUCACCUGAGUUCGGAGAUGAGGACCCAACAUCUGAUGAUACAGGUUUUCGCAGGAAAUGGAGAGCAUAAAGUGCGAGAUCGCAGCCCUCAGAACUCAAACGAGCAUGGCGAUGGUGAGAUCGCAGUCACAGCCCCUAAUCAAGGAUUCGGAACUGCCGGCACUUUCGAAUCCCUCGAGAGUGAAGAAACUGACCAAGUUUUUCGGCACGGAACCCCCCCUCAUCAGACUGUUCCUGAGGGAACUUGGGUAUGAGAAAUACGCAACCGCUUUCGAGAAAGAGAAAGUCGGAAUGGUGGAGUUGCCUUACCUGAGCGAGGAGAGACUUCAAAAGAUGG